Messenger RNA from Danio aesculapii, 908 nucleotides. Its product is annotated as 28S ribosomal protein S7, mitochondrial-like. Gene Ontology annotation, cellular component: ribosome. The record is from RefSeq and is a predicted model, not a curated record. Gene Ontology annotation, biological process: translation; ribosomal small subunit assembly. Bases 7 to 639 code for a protein of 210 amino acids. The transcript has 4 exons. Gene Ontology annotation, molecular function: mRNA binding; structural constituent of ribosome; rRNA binding. NCBI's taxonomy places the organism in Eukaryota, Metazoa, Chordata, Actinopteri, Cypriniformes, Danionidae.
UACCUCAUGAGAUGGAGUCGGUAUAAUCCAUACUAUCUAGAUCCUGAACCCAGAAAAGAUGCCCCAGUCUCAGACUCAGAGCUCAGUCCUGAACAGAAAGAGCUGCAGGAGCUUAAAACUGUGCGACCGAUAAAAGCAGCUCUGACCGGCGACACCAGCUCUCCAUUCAGCGACCCUCUGAUCAGCAAGUUCAUCAACAUGAUGAUGUACGACGGCAACAAAAUCCUUGCUAGAGGAAUCAUGACACAGACGCUGGAGACCAUAAAGAGGAAACAGGUGGAGAAAUACCACAAAUCUCCGGCCGCUAAGAGAGAUGAGAUCGAGUGCAACCCGUACGCCAUCUUCCAUCAGGCCAUGGAGAACUCCAAGCCCAUCAUCGGCCUGGCCAGCAUUCAGAAAGGAGGGAAGUUUUACCAGGUGCCCGUUCCUCUCACAGACAACCGGCGGCGCUUUAUGGCCAUGAAGUGGAUAAUCACAGAAUGCAGAGACAACAAGCACCGGCGCACGCUCAUGUACGAGAAACUCUCGCAGGAGCUGCUCGCCGCCUUCGCUAAUGAGGGAAACGUGAUUAAACGCAAACACGAACUUCACAAGAUGGCCGAAGCCAACAGGGCAUACGCACACUACCGCUGGUGGUAGACAAAGCAGAUCUGGACUCAUAUUUCACACACUGAUGUGGUGUGUUAUGGACUGACAGCAUCAGGAGAGAUUGGAUCAUCUGGUUAUCUUGACUCACAAAUGCACAGUAGAUGGCUUUGUAUGGGAGUAAAUAAAGCAAGCAAUGAGGAAAAAACACUUCAUUUACACCAUCAACAGAGUGGUUGACUAUACACAAUUAAAAUAUAUGUAAUAAAGCAAUUUAACAAAAAAAGCAAAUACUGUUAUUUAUUUAAAACCUUUGAAAUGGC